Porites evermanni is the source of this 6511-nucleotide messenger RNA. Lineage: Eukaryota; Metazoa; Cnidaria; Anthozoa; Scleractinia; Poritidae. The record is from the annotation of a GenBank genome assembly.
CGUGAGAAAUAUGUCUUUGAUUUAAGAGAAGCUAAAGAAAUGACGGCAGUUUAUCUGAACAUCAUGGGCAAACUUGACAUAAACUUCCCAGUUGGUCGUUCAGAUGUGGUAACUGUCGUUGGAAGAAUUCGUGGCCUUUUGAAAGAGAAAAGCGAAGGCCAUCCUGUUCUUUUACUUCUCGACAAUGUCGAGCAGUUCACUGAAGGAAAGGGGAAGGAGGGAAAGAACUUAAAAACACAGUUUUUAGACUUCCUGGGGAAACUGUCAGGAUUAGAAGGCAAGACAGGUUCAUUAAAUGUGUUUCUGACUUCAAGGACUCAGCUGAAUAAUUCAGAGAAGGUUUCUGAUUUUAAGUUGCAACCUCUUACAAAUAAUUUUUCAGAGAAAAUCUUGCUACCCACAGAAACAUUUCAUGUUGAGGCACAGCAGAAAAAGAAGCUUCUUGACAUCUGCAAAAGAGUCCCAUUACUGUUGAAGGGAACAGCUGCAAUUUUGAAACAAAGGAGAAAAUCUCCCAGUGAUCUGAUUGAUGAGAUAGAAAUGAACUCUAAAGAGGAAGCUGGAGUUCCUGUGAAAUCAAAAUAUGAAGAGGAUACAGAAGAACGACCCUUUAAUUCAGAAGAAGAAGGCAUUGAUGGUGAGCAAAUAUCAGUGAUAAGAGAAAUGUUUGAUACUCUACCAUCUGACAUUUUGAGGGUUUCUGCUGUAUCAGUAUCCUUGUUUCAUGGACCCUUUACUGCUUCCAAUGCUGCCAAAAUUCUUGAUGUGAGCAUGUCCGAAGCAGUGGCACAGCUUGAAGGACUAGUAACCAAUGAAAUUAUUCAUGUAGCUGACGAAGAUGCCACGCAGUUGAUCUAUGACAUUCAUCCACUUCUAAGAAAGUAUGCUGAAAGCAUUAAAAAUGAUGACAUGUUCUGUGACUCUUACACUGAAGCCAAGGGAAGAUUUUACGAGCACUUCAUGUCGAAGAUGAAACAAAUUGCUGGAUUAAUGAAGACCAGCGACAUCAAAGCAUUCAAUGAGUUUCAAAGAGAUGGUCCAAACUUUGAGUUUGCAAUUGACAUCUCCUUGCUCUCAGAGUACUUCAGUGUUCCUGGUGGAUACCAUGAAAUUACAUUGAUUGUAUCCCUUUUUAAUGCUGUAUUAGCUGAAAAGAAAAUGAUUGAGGUGUUCCAUUCCUGGGCAGAGAUGUGCCCAAAUGACAGAAAGUUAGGUAUGCAAAAUUUUUUUUAAACUUAGUUAGAAUUUACAUUGUACUGUACCAUAAUGAGUCUUAUUAUUACAGUGUGACGUCUUCAAUCGAGGCCACCUUAGGACUUUCAACCAAUCAGAAACCGCUCUUUUAACAAAGAAUUAGGCGUGCGGGCCUCAUCAGGAACUGUCCUAUAUAAUUUUCCAAUUGGUUAGUUUCGAUUAUAAAUGUUUUCGCCAUCUAGAAUGGUGUGUCAUAUACACUUACUCGUCUUUCUUGUGUGGCUGCUUUUUCUAAAAUAUACAAGCUGCUUACAUAUUAAAGGGCUGGCUAUAAGUAAUAUUGCUUGGUAAGGGGUAUAGAAAAGCUUUGUAUCUUUGGGGGAAAAGCGUUCUGGUUACAAGACAUUGUUUGAAAAUAUCGCACUGUGUUCUUUACCGCUGUAUUGUAUUUUCUUCUUACUACAACUAGACAGUCAUCAUUCUAGAUCUGGGUCCAGAAACUUCGUUUGUAAAAAGAAAGGAAGGAUAAGUCAUUCUUCAACAGAAACAUUUGCAUUCAACAAGAAAGAAUAUCAACGGCUGGGCUAGUGCAGGGUGCUGUUUUUAUCAAGAAGACAUCGCUUAAUCCCAGUUUCCCUCUUCGGCUGAACGGGAAUUUAAACCUUAUAACCUAUCACAUAAUUCAAAGAUAGCGCUAAUACUAUUAUUACUCCUAAACUUUUCGCUUGCUGUAAAAAACGUUUUUUCUUGCAUCCCUGGAGAGAUAUUUUAGCAACAAGAGAAACAAAAAUGGGCAAGUUGCUUGAUCAUGGGAUGGGAAAGCAUUCUCAAUAUGGUGUUGCCAGACAUUUCAUUUGGACUCUGUAUUUCUUUAACUUUCCUCCGGUUCCAAGUUCUUGAGCGAUUGCACGUUGCUGAUUUUCCAGUAUUUAAGUGAGAUCUGUAUGGUGGCUGAUAUUUGCAAACACAACAAACUGUUCUUCAAACACAACAAUUUUGUUAAAAACACAACAGUUUUGUUAAAGAAAUGGUCUCUGAUUGGCUGAAAGUUCUUUGGUGGCCCCGGUUGAAGUAGCCUCCCAUGCAGACGUUCUUAGGGGUUCGUCACGUGUUCCUGCCCCAUGAACGUCUGCUGAACUGAAAGAUCAAAUUAUUCCUUUCCCAUUGUUCGCAAAUAUCAGCUGGAGAUCCUAUCGGCGAUGUUGAAGUCAAAGUAUUGACAAGCCAAACACACGUACAAGCUCUGUAGAGUGUGAUAGGUGACCUAAGAUUUUUGCUCCAGACGAGAAUCUAGGAGAUAAGCGAUGGGUUAUUGUAUCUCUGUAAAAGCUGGAUUAGAUGUUGUUUGCUCAUAAAGUUGUUCUUUGGGUGAUGCAAUGGCUGGGUUUCCUUGUAAGACUGAACAAAAGGCACAAUUUUUUUUACACGUUGUAGUAAAGCCGACUUCCGUUCAGCAAAUUUAACCUCCGAGAUAAUUUUUUUCAAUGAGAUUGUGGGGGUAGCCACUAGUAAGAACGCUUGUGAGUUAACUGAGUAGUUUGUUCUAAAACUGUAAGGUCUUCACCUUUCAUGCGACCUUUCUGAUCCUUUCCAGAGCUAUAAAGUCAAGCGUGAAGUGCACUUCCCAGAUCUGGAAGUCUGCUGUGAUUGGUCUACGUUUUUUUCCGCUCAAGUCAGCAGAUGUUCGUGGGUCAGGAACGCGUGACGAACCCCUAAGAAUGUCUGGGUGGGAGGCUACAGUUGAAGUCGUCACACUCUAAAUGAGUCGAGGAAGCUCUCAAGCUUUUAGUCAUGCUAAUUGAUUGUAGGUUUUUUUUUUUACAUCUAUGCAAAACUACCAUGGGGCACUCACACAAUCUGUUUGCAUAACUGUUUAAAAUUUCACAUUUAUAAAUUUAUGGGAUUUUAGUGGAUUUACUGUAUGUUUCAUGUAGUACCAUGAAAAGGUGAAUGUAAUAAUAUAGAAUGAAUAUAGAGAAUAAUACAUGGUCGCACGGAGAUAUGGAAUUUAUCUUCGAGUGUUCACAUCGAUAUCAAACGAGUGAGCGCAGCGAACGAGUGAGAUAUCGAAUGUGAACACGAGAAGAUAAAUUCCAUAUCUCCAAGCGUCCAUGUAAGGUAUUAUUCUGUUUAUUAUGUAAACAUACUGAUGACGGCGUUUCUGAUGAUUUUCUGAAGAUUUCUGACCACCUUCCGAAGAUUUCCGAAGAUUUUUCAAAUUGUCCCGAAGACCAGACGAACGUUCCCGAACAUUUUCCGAGAAUUUCCGAAAAUUUGCGAAGAUGUUCCGAAGAUUUCCGAAGAUUGCCAAGCACUUUCGAGGAAGACCCGAAGAUGUUUCGAUGAUACACCAACGAAUUUAAGUACAAUUUAAGAGACAAACCUGAUGUCAGGGAAAUUAUCGAUAUCUUCACAUGUAAAAACAUCGUAUUUUUACGUGUGUUCAGAUACCACAUUUCUCGGUGGUAGAAAUCCUUGUAAAACACUGCAGUUUAUAUAAUAAAUAAUAUUAAUGCUAUGUGGGCAUUCAAGUGCUACCUCAUUUGAGGUGGAAGGCAGUAUAACAAAGUUAAGGCAGCUAAAUGUUUAUUUAGCAUUGAUCUUUGUAUAUUUAUAAAAUAACUAAGAUAGUAUGCGUGCCCUGAUUGGCUGAGAGGCAUGUUUGCAUGAGAUUACAAUGUGUGUAAACGUGGUUGUGAUGUCAAGAUGUUUUGCUUCUCGUGCGCAAUUCAGAUGUAAUCAAGCAAGCGCGAAUUUGAAAAAGUUUUUUUAGUUGAAAAAUAGACAAGUUUACUUUAAUUAACCAUUCCCUUGUCAGCUGCAGAAACUUGGGAAAUCAAUGCAAACAUGCCUUGUUUUUUUUUUUUUUCGCUUAAGCAGACAUUUUAAGCUUGAAAUUUUGGAAAGCUUAUGUUUUAAACAAAAAAACAAGAACUGAUUACGCAGGGUGUUACGAAAACUAAGACCCUCGAAAACUAAAACCUAUAAUUCCUAAGACCCAUCUUAGUUUUUGAGAUUACGAAAACUAAGACCCCCUAAAACCAAAUCUGUCAAAAUAUGAAGUCAAAUUGUAACCAAAAUAGGUCUAAUCUGUCAAAUUAUCUUCUCUCCCAUUAGAUGAAUAUUUUGAUUUUAUGGCUUAGACAUUCAAGACAAGUAUAAAUUCUAAGAACUUGUUAGCGUUAAUGUGUUGCCUGCAAGUGACACCGUUUAUAGAUUUCGUGUUGUUAAGCAGAUGAAAUUCGAUCCUAAGGCCUUGAUAAUAAGAAUUAGAGACUCGUUUGUUAGUGCGGUAUUUACAAUUUUGAUCUGUGAACCGUCCAACCCUCCCAGCAGAUAGAAGCCUCAGGACUGGUUCAAAACACUAUCCUGCUAGCUGAGGUAUACGAUUGAAAUCUCCCCCACUUAUUAUACGAGUUUCCGUUACACCAAUGAUGGUGACUCAAUAGAAUUUAAUUUCAUUUAAAAUGUGAUCUUGAAAUUCUUUAAUUCUUUGAGCUUGGUAUAACAAUUGUAUGGAGAAAUGAUCUUUUAUCACUGUGUUUUUAUUGUUUCCAUAGGAUUCAACGUCCCAAAGUCAAUAAAUUUGAUAAUUUUAAUGCGUCCGUUUUUUGCAGGUUCUUUAUUUCAUGCUCAGCUACAAUGCUGGGAAGCUAGACUGGUCUUAAAAGCUCAGGGUGCUCAUAAAGCCUUUGAAGUGUUGCAGAGGGCAUCCAUGUCGUUAAACCAAGUUGUUGACAAAUCUACUGAAUCUUUCAAGCUGACCCAAGGGCUCUACUUGUAUUUUGAGGGAGAAAUCUACUACCAAAACAGAGACUACCACAAAGCGAUUGAAUGUUUAGAGUCCUCCUUAGACCUCAUGGAGAGUGAGUUAAAACUUGACACCAAUGUUGCCAGGUGUUAUAACGCUCUAGGGAAUUGUUAUUACGGACUUGACAGUCCGGAGAAAACCCUCGAGUUCUACAACAAGGCGCUUAAAAUGCAAGAAGAAUUAUCCGGCUGUGAUUAUCACUCCGACAUGGCAGUUUACAAGAAUCAGAUUGGCACAGUUCAUGAGCACAAAGGAGAGUAUGACAUGGCAGUGAAAUGCUACAAAGAUGCUCUUGAAGUUUUAAAAGAGCUCAAAUGUUUAGGAUAUGAAGAUGAAGCACUGUUUCGUAGAAAUCUUGCCAAUGUUUUUGUUCGCCAAGAAAAGUACAAAGAAGCCGAAGAGGAGGCAGAGAAGGCGUUUAAAAUCAGACAUGAAAUUCUUGGAAAUCACCCGGAUACUGUGCGAAGCAUUUUUCAACUGGGAGUUAUUCAAGUAAAGUUAGAGACUUAUGACAAAGCCUUGGACUUUUUCUUGAAAGCUUGGAAAAUGGAGAAAUUAUUGGGUGCUGGGAACCACAGUGCAGUUUGGAGACUUAUUGUUCAAGGUGUCUUUGAUAUGCAUGAAUUCUUAAGAAAGAAAGGCACUGAAAAAGAAAAAGAAAAAGAAAAGUUUAGGCAAGACGCUUUGGCGUUUUGUGAGGAUUUCUGGAAAGACGAGAAAGAGAAAUCUUCUCCACAAUUUAACUUUACUCCUUACAACAAGGAGAUUAUUGAUGCCAUACUAUAUCUACUGGAGAAAAGAACCAGUAAGUUUGGAUUGACAGAUAAGAAAGAGAAAGCUCUCAUAGACAAAUACGAAAGAGAAGCACUUUGGUUCUAUGAUGGAAUGCAAGGAAUUAGUGAGGAAAGCUUUAACAAUGAAUUUGACGAGGCAACAGACAAUACAGCACUUAAUAAACUGCUUAGUCAGAGAACUGCCUUCUUGGACAAGAUACUUGAUUUCUGUAGUCGACACGAUGAGCAUGAAAAACUUCUUAAGCACAAACAGGGAAAGAUAGGGCUUUUUGAGAAAGUCCUUAUCAGGUCCGAUUUUGUUGGUGAGAAGAAACAGGAGAAAUUAAUGCUAAAAGAAGCGGUGGAAGAGUUGUAUAAAGACAUUGGAGAGAAAAACAGUAUUAAGAAAUUUAAAGAAAACCUCUUGGCAACCUGGCAAAGGCAGUGGGAAGAAGGAAAACGUGCAGAGGAGUCAAAAGUGAAGUUGGUGGCUAGAGAAAAAAUGAUCGACGGAAUACUACGGUUGUGCGAGGAACUCAAAAUGAAAGAUCUUCGUAAGAGAUAUAAAAAAGAAGAUUUGAUGUUUCGUGAAAGAUUAUGGGAAAUACGAUACACUGAAAUGGAACCUUCUGUUAAGAAGAAGUUUCUUAAUGAGAUGAGAGAGCUGGCGUCUUCUAUUGGAGAAAGAGAAAGAGUGAAAGUCUACCUUGCUGCCUUAAAGGUAAACUUUUAG